UCGGGCGUGGAGACUUUGGGAAGUCGGGGGGUCUCCCCGGCCACGGCUCCCAAUGGUUGCGACGUGUAGCCAACUCUCGAUGAAGUGUUGAGGGUUCGGCGGCCCUGCCGGUCAGGGAGGAGAAACCUUGUUUAUAUGCUAUCUUUGUGACUUUCUCAUGAGUGCAGUUUAGUAUUUCCACCAGUUCGGCUCGCAUGCGAAAGCUGCAGCAGUAUUUAAAUCUAACUGCGAAAGCGUUAUCACAGGUAUUCGAAUCUUCCUUUAUUAAAGAUGGAAGGUUGGGGGCAGGUUUAGAAUGAAGAGAUGCUCUACGUGGCUCAGAGUUCCUCCUAAGAGGUACGCCUGUGGCAGUCUUUAUUACUCUGGACCGCAGGGAAGUGACAGCCUUUGAAUUGCCUGGUGGGGAUUUAAACUGAAAUCUGAGUAUCCUUUGUAUUUUAAAACCCGGAUAUUUUUCUUUCACGGUUGACAUUUUUCUUGUACCGCAAAAAUCCGAGACUCUUGCUCAUUUAAACUGGCUAUAGUAACAGCGGUGAUUCACAAGGGUCUUAGUUUGCCAACAAUAGGGAUAAGGUUUAGUUCCACAGCCCUGCCUUUUCACUCACUUCAUUCAUUGGCCAAAUGAGUUGUUGGGAGUCAUUUUGGAAGUACACUAUUAACGCUUUCAGAGUCAGAGUUUUCUUUGUUUUCGUUUUUUGUUUUCUUUUUAACGACUACCCCGAACAUCAAGCUAUCUAACCCGGUAGCAAAGCGUUGUCUUCUGAAAUAGUUUAGAUGUGUAUCUUUAAGUCUUUUAGGUAAAAGCAAGUCACUAAAUGUAACUACACUCACGGAGAGAAGAAUUAGGCUCCACCUUUGAGGGAGGAGUAUCAAACUGAAAAUGAAUGGAAAUAAAUCUGGUGAAUCACAGAACCUUGUUUGUGUUUUCUGUCGAAAAAAUGAUGACUGUCCUAAUAAAUAUGGAGAAAGGAAAACUAAUGAAAAAUGGAGUCUCACUGUACAUUACUAUUGUUUGUUGAUGUCAAGUGGAAUUUGGCAGAGAGGUGAAGAAGAAGAAGGAGUUUAUGGUUUUCUAAUGGAAGACAUCAGGAAGGAAGUGAAUAGAGCUUCUAAACUGAAAUGCUGUAUUUGCAAGAAAACUGGUGCUUCAAUUGGAUGUGUUGCACCCCGUUGUAAACGAAGUUAUCAUUUCCCAUGUGGCCUUCAGAGAGAAUGUAUUUUCCAGUUUACUGGCAAUUUUGCGUCAUUUUGCUGGAAACAUCGACCUGUUCAAAUAAUUACAUCUAAUAAUUAUAGAGACUCCUUGCCAUGUACCAUUUGCUUGGAAUUUAUUGAGCCUGUUCCAACUUACAGUAUACUCCGAAGUCCUUGUUGUAAGAAUGCUUGGUUUCAUAGAGAUUGUUUACAGGUUCAAGCAGUGAAUGCAGGAGUGUUUUUCUUCAGGUGCACAGUGUGCAAUAAUAGUGAUAUAUUUCAGAAAGAGAUGUUGAGGAUGGGAAUUCAUAUUCCUGAAAAAGAUGCAUCUUGGGAACUAGAGGAAAAUGCUUAUCAAGAGCUUUUGCAGCACCAUGAGCGUUGUGACGUGCGACGAUGUCGUUGUAAAGAAGGGCGAGAGUAUAAUGCUCCUGAUAGCAAAUGGGAAAUAAAGCGCUGUCAGUGUUGUGGUUCUAGUGGAACACAUUUAGCCUGUUCCUCACUACGAUCAUGGGAACAAAAUUGGGAGUGUUUGGAAUGUAGAGGUAUCAUCUACAACUCAGGGGAUUUCAAAAAAGCCAAAAAACACAGUUUACCCAGUUCUAAUGCCAUAGGAAUUACGGAGUGUUUGUUAGAAGAGUCAUCACCUAAAUUACUCAGACAGUCUCCUGGAACCCAGAAUAAAGAUCUGCUGAGGCAAGGCAGCAAAUUUAGAAGAGAUAUUUCAACUAUAUUAAUAGAGUUAGGAUUCCAAAUUAAAAAAAAAACUAAAAGGUUAUAUAUCAACAAAGCCAAUAUCUGGAAUAGUGCCUUAGAUGGAUUCAGAAAUCAAAAGUUUAAUCCUGCAUACUCAAUUGAAGUAACAUAUGUUAACGAAAAUGAUAAUUUUGGAAGAGAGCAUCCUGGAUCAAAGCAAGAAUUCCUAAGUCUUUUAAUGCAGCAUCUUGAAAGCUCAUCAUUGUUUGAAGGGUCUUUGUCAAAGAACUUAUCUCUUAAUGCUCAAGCUCUGAAAGAGAAUCUUUACUAUGAAGCUGGCAAAAUGCUUGCCAUUUCUUUGGUUCAUGGUGGUCCUUCACCUGGUUUCUUUUCUAAAACCUUGUUUAACUGCCUUGUUUAUGGACCAGAGAAUACCCAACCAAUUUUAGACGAUGUUUCAGACUUUGAUGUGGCACAAAUUAUAAUCAGGAUAAAUACUGCAACAAAUAUGGCUGACUUAAACUCAGUAAUAAAUGAGUGCUCUAACUAUUUAGAGCUUAUUGGAUGUCUAAGACUUAUAACGACAUUAAGUGAUAAAUAUAUGUUGGUAGAAGACAUACUUUUCUACCACGUAAUUAAGAGAGUCCAAGCACCCUUUGAAAGUUUUAAGCAGGGUUUGAAAACUCUUGGUGUUUUGGAGAAAAUUCAGGCUUCUCCAGAAGCAUUUUGUAGUGUCCUCUGUCAUAAACCUGAGAAUCUUUCUGCAGAGAUUCUUAGUGAUCUUUUUACAGUCCACACAUUAUCUGAUGUACAAGCUUUGGGCUUUUGGAGCAAUUAUUUACAAGCUAUUGAAGAUGGUAAAUCUUCAACAACAAUGGAAGACAUUCUUAUUUUUGCAACUGGUUGCAGUUCCAUUCCACCAACAGGAUUUAAACCCACUCCUUCAAUUGAGUGCCUGCGUAUGGAUUUUCCUAUUGGAAACAAGUGUAGUAACUGUUUAGCUCUUCCAAUAACUAAUACAUAUAAAGAAUUUCAAGACAAUAUGGACUUUGCCAUAAGAAACACUCUAAGACUAGAAAAGGAAGAAAUUUGUCACUACGCAGGACAUUAAAAUGUUUCUUUGAACAAAGAUGCGUCUUUUAAAGCUGCUAUUGAUCCUUUCUUUUUGUUUCAGACGUCUGUCCAUCGUCACUUUUGAACUAACUUGUCAGCUUCUGGGUCCAAUAAAAUUUGUGUGAACAUGAAGAAAUGUUUUGGCCAUUUAAGCUAAAAAAACUUUUUUUUGUUAAAGUGUACUAAUCAAAAUUGGUGAUUUUUUUUCAUUGUCUUAAUAUACGUGCUUCAUAAAUUUCAAUAUAAAAACUUAUAGAAUGACUGUACAGACCUUCUUCAAGUAUAGUAGUAUGGUAUAUAUAAGAAAAAAACUGUUUUACUCACUAUUUUUGCAAGUUGUUAGCUGAAAGAUGCCACAAUAGUUUUUCUCCUUUUAUGCAAUUUUCAAAGUAUUUCUUAUUUUCUUUAUUUUAAAGCAUUAUAUAGAAAAGCUAAUUGGUUAAUUCCUCUUAUAUAAAUCAGAGGUGUAUAUUCUGGGGUUUCUGUUUAUAUAUGCUUUUCUAGAAUGGCACUAAGAAGGUUGUUAAAAAUGUUUGAAAGUCACUGAUUUAUAUUAAAACAAACCCACACUGCAGUUAGGUUAUGCCUAAUGGGAAGUAUUAUUAUAUGAAAAGCAGAAUUGCACAAUAUUCUGGAAUCUUGGGGCAUUCCAUAGGCUUAAAAACACUUUGGAGGUUGAUGUAAAAUGUAUUUGAAAAUGCCUAAGAAAGCGUGUCUUCUUUAAAGCCUUGGCUUUAACCAUAGGAUUUAUUAUUAUAAUUUUUUAUCCUAUGUGUGGUAUUAAACCACAGUAUGUCUGAUCCCCAAUCAUUUUAGGUAUCAAUGAUCUCUACAUAUUGCCAUAUGGUAGGUUUGGCUACUAGACAGUUAUUAUCUAGGUGGUUGUAUGAUAGGUAACCUGGCACCAAUGCAUUAUACAGUUAUUUUCUUUGCUCUUGAAAGAUAUCUGCUAUUAUAUAAGAUGUAGAAACAAAGUUAAGAAAAAACAACAAAUAAAUAGAAUGAAAAAAAUCUAAUCUUACCACACGGAGAUAACUUCUGUGUUUGUGUAUGUCCUUCUAAAAACUCUUAAUAAAAACACUUUUAUUUCCUUUCUAAA
Messenger RNA from Choloepus didactylus (southern two-toed sloth), 4102 nucleotides. It is a transcript of the gene G2E3, whose product is annotated as G2/M-phase specific E3 ubiquitin protein ligase. Gene Ontology annotation, molecular function: ubiquitin-protein transferase activity. Gene Ontology annotation, cellular component: nucleus. Lineage: Eukaryota; Metazoa; Chordata; Mammalia; Pilosa; Megalonychidae. The coding region runs from base 881 to 3001 and encodes 706 amino acids. The transcript has 16 exons. The record is from RefSeq and is a predicted model, not a curated record.